Oldenlandia corymbosa var. corymbosa is the source of this 465-nucleotide messenger RNA. The record is from the annotation of a GenBank genome assembly. Lineage: Eukaryota; Viridiplantae; Streptophyta; Magnoliopsida; Gentianales; Rubiaceae.
AUGACAGAAGCAAAGAAGAAACCUUUAGCUGUAAAGCCUGUAAUGGAGAUUGGAUUGGGUGAUUGGGUGGAGGUUUUCAGCGACGAAGAUGGGUUUCUCGGGUCAUACUACGAGGCCCGGGUUCUGGAAAAAUUGGGCGAUGCCAAAUUCUUGGUGGAGUACAAGAAUCUAGUCACCGAAGAGGAUGAAACUGUGCGGCUUCAAGAAGAAGUCAAGGCUUCAAGAAUGAGGCCAAAACCUCCGGCGAUUAGGGUCCCCGGGUACGAUGUUUUGGACAAAGUUGACGCCUUUGACAAUGACGGGUGGUGGGUCGGCAGGAUCACGGGUCAAGAUGCCCGGAACAAGUACAGCGUGUAUUUCGAGAGCUCCGGGGACGAGAUUGUUUACUCUGUGGAUCGUUUGAGGCCUCAUCUGGAGUACGAGAAUGGGAAGUGGAUUCGUUCUGCUGCUGGAAUUUGGUACUAA